Cheilinus undulatus (humphead wrasse) is the source of this 5145-nucleotide messenger RNA. It is a transcript of the gene slc6a1b, whose product is annotated as solute carrier family 6 member 1b. Bases 550 to 2367 code for a protein of 605 amino acids. Gene Ontology annotation, biological process: sodium ion transmembrane transport; neurotransmitter transport. Gene Ontology annotation, cellular component: cell surface; axon; plasma membrane. Lineage: Eukaryota; Metazoa; Chordata; Actinopteri; Labriformes; Labridae. The record is from RefSeq and is a predicted model, not a curated record. Gene Ontology annotation, molecular function: gamma-aminobutyric acid:sodium:chloride symporter activity. The transcript is spliced from 15 exons.
UGGUGGAAAUGUUGGAGUUGGGGAGGGUCGACUUUGAGGUGACAUUGACGCUAUGUAGAUGAGAGUGAGGAUCCUGCGCUCCAUGUUACGUCCCUGCUCGCUUCAACUCAGAAGGCGGCAGCUCCUUUCCCCGUCUUCUCUCCCCUCCUCUCUUUCAGCACCACUCCUUUCAGGACAGUACCUCGCUCUCAAAGACGCCCUUGUCCACCAUCCUUCCCCCUAAGGAUCAUAUAUUGGCUCGCUUGCUUCUGAUGCAAAGUUUUUUACCUUGGUUUUAUUCUUGAGGUGCAAGGAAAUAACUUUUUUUUUUUGUUUCCAGAUCCGGAUUUUUCCCAACGGGGAAACAAUCUGGAAACCAAAAGGAUUUUAUUGGUCGCAGGACCUCCACUAGCUGCACCUGCAUCUUCUCUUUCUCUCCCUUCCCCGAAUAAUCAUCCGUCCCCGGCUGUUAUCUGCGAGCUGGACGACGGAGACGCUGCUCUCUCCCAGGACCGGUGCUGAAAUUCCCUCCUCUCCACUGGUCAGGACUAUCCAACACGUGCUGUCACCAUGGCCACCAACGGGACCAAAGCCUCGGACGGGCACGUCUUAACGGAGACGGUGAACGACGCGCCCAGCACCACGCCAAACGACAAACCCAAAACCUUGGUGGUGAAAGUGCAGAAGACAAAAAAAGAAUUGCCCGAGAGAGAAACGUGGGCUGGGAAAUUUGACUUUCUUCUCUCUUGUGUGGGAUACGCAAUCGGACUCGGGAAUGUCUGGAGAUUUCCUUAUUUAUGUGGAAAAAACGGAGGAGGGGCCUUCUUGAUUCCCUACUUUUUGACCCUCAUAUUUGCUGGCAUGCCCUUGUUCUUUCUGGAGACGGCUCUCGGUCAGUACACGUCAAUUGGAGGGCUUGGAGUGUGGAAGCUGGCACCUAUGUUCAAAGGUGUAGGUCUGGCUGCUGCUGUUCUGUCCUUCUGGCUAAAUAUCUAUUACAUUGUUAUCAUUUCCUGGGCUAUUUACUACCUGUACAACUCCUUCACUACAGAGCUGCCAUGGCAGAGUUGUGGCAAUCCCUGGAACACAGAUCGCUGCUACACCAACUACAGCAUCACUGACACCAGGAACCUCACCAGCGCCGUGGUGGAGUUCUGGGAACGUAAUAUGCACCAGCUGACUGAUGGUCUGGAGAAGCCUGGGGAGAUCAGGGUCCCACUAGCUAUUACCCUGGCCAUAGCAUGGGUGCUGGUCUAUUUCUGUAUCUGGAAAGGGGUCAGCUGGACUGGCAAAGUGGUGUACUUCUCAGCCACGUACCCUUACUUCAUGCUGUUCAUCCUGUUCUGCCGUGGCGUUUCUCUACCUGGUGCAUAUGAUGGAAUCCUCUUCUAUAUCACACCGGACUUUGAAAAACUGAAGGAGUCUGAGGUGUGGCUGGAUGCUGCCACUCAGAUCUUCUUUUCCUACGGGCUGGGAUUAGGCUCUCUGAUCGCUCUCGGCAGCUACAAUCCCUUCAAUAACAACGUAUACAGAGAUUCUGUCAUUGUCUGCUGCAUCAACUCCUUCACCAGCAUGUUCGCUGGCUUUGUCAUCUUCUCCAUCGUGGGAUUCAUGGCCAAUGUAACAAAGAGACCCAUCGCUGAUGUGGCAGCCUCAGGACCUGGCCUGGCAUUUUUGGCAUAUCCUGAGGCCGUCACUCAGCUGCCAAUCUCUCCUCUCUGGGCCAUACUCUUCUUCUCCAUGCUGCUGAUGUUGGGAAUUGACAGCCAGUUCUGCACUGUGGAAGGCUUCAUCACGGCUUUGGUUGACGAAUUCCCUCAUAUUCUACGGAAACGCAGAGAGAUCUUCAUUGCAGUUGUCUGCCUUAUUUCUUACAUCAUUGGACUGUCCAACAUCACACAGGGUGGGCUGUACGUGUUCAAGCUUUUUGACUACUACUCAGCUAGUGGGAUGUGCCUGCUCUUUCUGGUUUUCUUCGAGUGCAUCUCAAUCUCCUGGUUUUAUGGUGUAAACAAAUUCUAUGACAACAUUGAGGAGAUGAUCGGCCACAGGCCCUGUCUGUGGUGGAAGGCCUGCUGGGUCGUUUUCACUCCACUCAUUGUGGCCGGCGUCUUCUUGUUCAGUGCAGUGCAGAUGGUCCCCCUGACCAUGGGUGACUAUGUGUUCCCAGGCUGGGGCCAGGGGGUCGGCUGGUUGAUGGCCCUCUCCUCCAUGGUCCUCAUCCCUGGUUACAUGGGCUACAUGUUCCUCAAUCUCAAAGGCACAUACAAAGAGCGUCUGCGGAUGAUGAUCAAGCCUUUGGCACUGGUGAAGGCUCAGGAAAACGGCCCGGAUCAGCAGACUGAGAACCAGAGUCAGAACCCUGCCAAUGAGGAAGCCUACAUCUAGAAACUUCUGCCUGUCUCUCUGUCUCGACAACGGACAGACUGGCUUCUCUACACAGAAAAAACAUAAUCAAGGUUGGGAACGACCACCAGACGUCUAUGUCUGCUUUUAUUCACCUACCUCCUGGGGACACGUGAGACCAACCUGAUUAUAUGCUUAUUUUUAGGGGUUUUUCUGUUUGUUUAUUUGUAUGAUACAGAGUUAUAAACUUAUGAAGAAAAAAAAAACAAAAUACCCAGCAAAAUUGUUGUGAUAUUAUGAAUUUCAUUAUGCAAAAAAGGUUAGUCUUUUUAGAAAAGGAAAUGUGACUUAGGAAAUUACUGUAUAUUGAGUAUAUAAUUUAAAUUUGGAGGCCCACAUUGAUUCAAUAGUAAUGUGCUACAUUAAAGAUAGUUAAUAUACUAAACUACAAUUACUGCACAAAGAAAAAUAUCGGUUAAUUGCAUUUUGCUUGUACAUGAAAUAAAUACAUUAAAUGAAUGCAGUGUAGUUGGUGAAGACUCAGUUUGAAAGUUUGUAAAUUAAAAUUAAAUAUUGACCACUUUAAGGCAAAGAGAAUCUGGGAAUGUGCAACAGGUAAGGCCAAAUCUGCUUGUAUGUGUAAACUAUCAUUUAGCUAGAAAACCAUCCUCCCCUUUGCAGGAUCUUGCAGUUUGCCUGAAAUGUUUACCACCCAUGUCUGGGAUUAUUUGAAAAGCACAAGCAUAGUAUGGGAUUUUGAAAUGUCCAACUUACUUUUGGCUCGAUUUCAUCUUUGAAAACAGCAAAAUAACUGACAAAGAAAACACAGCUAGAGACUGUUAUACUUGUUUCUUUGUUUUCUAAAGAACAGUAACUUUCUAUGUUGUCUGAAUCUUUUUUGUAGAAUUAUUUGAAGUCGUUUUCUAUAUGUGAGAGUGAGAAGGACCAAAAUUAUACUCAAGGUAAAAGUGUGGUGCAAACAUUUGUCCCUGAUGACAAUGGCUGAGUCUGAAACCGCAUACUUUAAUAUUAUUCAUGCUAGUUAUGAGAAAAUAGAACGUUCUGAAUGCAAUUGUGUGUAUGUGAGAAAUCCCUGGAAAUAUAUAGUAGAGUCUCUUGAGUAUUACUCAACUGCAGCCCUACAAUCUAUCCAGUGAUGGAGCUAUCCAUCCAACCAACAAGUGGCAUAAAAAUAAACAUACCGAUACUGUAAUAUGUUUUAUAAAUGGUCAAAAAUGAGUCAAAUAACUACAUAGGUAUAAAAGGUCUGACAGUCAAGCAAGCUUGAUGCCAGCUGAUUUGAGAUAGCUUGGAGAAUUUACCACCUAGAAGAUGAGUGUUAGCAUGGCACUGACAACACACUUAUGGUCCGGUUAGCAUGCAGUAAAUUCUGUUUUGAGUAUGUAGUCAGUAUGUAAGUAUGUGGUUUUGGAGCAAGCUUGUUUGUGGAUUAAAUCAUGUGUCCAUUUUGUCUCAACAGGGUGUAAUAAGAAUUACAGAAUCAUCUAAAAGCACAAUUUUGGAUGUGUAAACUACUAUCCUUAACAGUAAAGGUGUAGCUAACACAUAAAUGUCACAUUUGCACUGUGCAUCCCUCAGAGUGUUUGAAGUCUGAUAUAUCCUUCUCCUGAGCACUAAUUCUCAUUGAUAUGAAAACUUUGAGAGUGAAUAAGCAGCAGUGGCAGCUUCAUUGGAGCCUUCGCCAAUAGCUACCACUAUUCUGACUGAAACCGUUUACUUGUAUCUAUUUAGUAAGCCAUUUCUCAGGAACAAAGGUGGACGUGACCAAAUUAUCUCAGAAACUACCGUUAUACACUGAAAAAUUCAAUGCUGUUCAAAGACACGCAACUUUGGCAAAUUUUAUGUCAGAUUUGCGACUUAAUCCACCCUGCUAUGUCAGGAAGCAACAAACAAAAAUACACGGGGAAUCAGAACUUCAAAUCACUUCGGCACGCUUGAAAGCUGAUCCAAAUGGUUGCCUCUUUUCUGUGCAAGCAUGAUGUCUUUCAGUGUGUUUAACUGUAAUAGCCUUCAUUGAGUAAUCUUAGUAGAAGCCAUGGUGCAUUUCUAUCCUGUGGCUCAUACGGAUUUCAAAUAACAGACAAGGAGAGAGAAACUUAGUAAAAGAAAAAGCUGGCAAAAGCACUGUUAAAAAUAAAGGACAAAGCCAGAUGCUACAUAGGCCAACACCACCGAAACUACUCCUUCUCAUAGGACAAAGAAAACCUAUUGUUACAUAUCAAGUUUGCUCUGCAAUACAUAAGGCGAUAUGUGACUGUGGUACGCCACAAAUAUCACAGUAUGAAGAGGGAUGAAGAAUAUUUGCUGGUGUGUCACCUGAAAUGAAUAGAGCUGAAUCAGUCCCGUUUAUUCCUUUAUUUAUGUUUUAUUUUCUCAAAGAUAUGUGAAUUAAAAACGUGCAAUGACAAAGGGUUCCGUGAAUUUUGUAUAAAGUUACAAUACUGCAGUUUCUCUUUUGAAUGAUGUUGUAAACUGGACUGUGUAAUACAUGUAUCUGUGAAUGUCCGUACAACCUGAGUUUUUUCUUUUCUUUGUCUAAAUGUUGAACAAAAAAGUGAUAUUAUUUGCUGUUUUCUGCAAUAAUAUUAUCUCAGAAACUAAAGCACAUAUCUCUCUCAACUGUAAAAAGUAUAAUUACAAUAACAGAAUAGAGUAAUAAUAAAGAUAAUAUUAAUAAUAAUGUAAUAAAAAUAAAGUCAUAGAGAUGUCUAGUCAGAGAUUAUUGUUUUGUAUAUUUCUAGUUGUUUCAUGGGCCUAAUGUAAAAUAUUCUAUGUAAAAAAUAUAAUAAAUGUCUUUAG